AUAGAGAGUUUCUAAAAAAAAAUUAUUCGUGAAUUUCCAGGAAACGAGAUAAUUGUGCGCAAUGUCUGACGAAAAGAGUGAGGAUUUCUUGACACAGACCAAGGUCAUUUUAAGAGAAAAUCUUGAUAUUUUGGGAUCAAAAGACAUGCAUAACCCACAAGUGCAGCGAAAAUUUUAUAGAAACAAGACUCUGAUGGUAUUCUUGGUAUUUUUGAUGGACACUAAGGACAUCGAACUGGACGCGUUGCUGGUCGAAAUAUUUUUCAAGAUGUGUUCUCAAGUAGCUGGACGGGAGGCAUUACUUCGAACGGAACAUUUCAUGGACGGCUUGAAAGAUCUUCAACGAUCUUCCGUCAAGCGCUCCAUUGAAACAGAGUCGAUGUUGUUCACUGUCGUGCAAAAGCUGCGUGAACAUGGUAAAGAGUCCAGAGUAGGAAAAUUGGAUCCAAGCUUCCGUAGAAAAAGCACUGCGCCGCUGAAGACGAUAAAUGCUGGAAUCAAAUCCAGUUUGAUAGUUCUGAAGCUUGACGGAGUGGAGAGUGCUGAAGAUCAAGAGGAUAUCAAAAAAAUCUUGGUUGAAGUUCCUGGUGUCCUAUCUUUCUACUUCGAUUCCAAAAACCGUGAUCGGGUGAACAUCCGAGCAAAGGAAAACGUAUCGCCAUUACGACUUGCAGCGGCAAUAAGCAAUGCAGGCAACUUCUUGUGUUAUCUUGUGAAAAAAAGGGAAGGCGACCAAAAUGAAAACGGAGAGGAUCUCCUGUUGCUGAAACCAGAAGAGGGUGGAAAUUUGGAUUUGUCUUACUUUCCUGACGAGACUAUCUACGAUGGAAAUGCGCCUGCGUUGGUGAAUACUUCCUUUUCUGUCGGGGCGGGAGUAGUCAACACCGCCGCCUCAUGGAUCUCAGCUGCCGCUGGACUAAUUAGGCGUCCUUUCUGGAAACUAAUUCCUGAGAAAAUGGAGUGGAUGUAUAAAGGGCCCGGGCAAAGCUCGGCAGAUAAAGAGGAAUACCUUCUCGGAAAACCCAUUGACAAAACGUUCGAGGAAAGCCACCGUCUCGGAGGCUCAAUCGUAGAUGCGACACCUGCACCGUUGCUCGGAAAAAUUCGGAGUGAAUCUCGUGUCGACGUGGAUCUCGCGCGGAAAGUGACGGAAGAUCCGUUGGUGAAAAUUAGACUUGCUGAGCGCGACAAGUUGAAGCACGCACGUGACAAGUACAUCGCGCAGAAUCUGGGAAAGAAGAACCAGGACAAGCAUGUGAAACAAGACGAUUCGAUCGACGAUAUAUUGCAUGGGAAGUUGAGAAGGUUUUUCGAAGUCACGGACGCAGAUGCCAAUAUGGACUACGACUAUUCUAUUACUCAAAUUCCAGGUUCGCGAAGAAGAGAUUGGCAGACGAUAGCAAUUCAAGCGACGACUCUUCUGACGAAGAACCAAGUCGAAGAAAAGAAUCAGAUCAUUCCAGAUCCAUCCGCCAUGUGCCUCGUGACCAUUCUCCUUCUCCUCGUCUUUCAAGAAGACGCGACAGUCCUUCACCCCCUAGAAAACGUCAAGGAAUAUCUCCUGAUUCGCAUCCCUGGAAACGAAGACGAGAAAGCCCCUCUCGAAGACAUCCCAGUCCUUCGCAUCCGUCAACGUCAAGGAAACGCGACAGUCCUCCGCGUCAAACCUACGUCAGAAGGCACGGCAGCCGUUCACCUCGUAGUAAUUAUCGGAAAAAUCACCCGUUUCAGAAGAAAGAUGACAGUUCUUCACCACCACGUGUCUCGAAAAAAUCAGAAGACCAAAGAAAACGUAGUUCCUCCCCGCGGAGAAACGGAGAAAAAGCAACGGAGUCCCGGGAUGCAUCACGAAGGCACCGGAUGGAUUCUCGAGAUGACCGACCAAGAAGAAGAUCUUCUUCAAGGUCUCCGCGCAGAGAGAAUAGGUCUUAUGGGCCUCGAGCUGGGCCUAGUUCUUCUGAUAACGACAGGCAAUGAAGUGCUUAUAACGGUGGGCGUAUAUGAGAUGGUGUCGGUUAUGCGGAAGCCCGUUUAUAUGACCCUGCCGUCGACGGCACAUCGUGUACAAAUCAUGGUUCGCCGAGAUAACGUCAGUGACGAGAACAAUGACGAUGAUGGUGGCACUCGCGGAGUGGACUUCCGUGUUUACGACCGGGAACCAGACCAGUCGGAAAUCCCCGAAGCCCUUUACCUCGACGCGUCGUCGAGUGACGAUGAAAUCUACGAACCCACGGAAGAUAGUGACGAUUUUGCAAAUUGUAGACCGCGGUAUCGCGUCGAAACUGUGUCAAAAAACUUUGUGGAUUACCACAACAUGCGGCAAAUGGGCGCUGGGCGGUUUGAGUAUUACGGAGUCGAGCCGGAAUACGCCACGAGGUACCUUCUGACACACAACAUGCUUUCGGAGCAAAUGAUCCGAUUGGACCGGGUGGACAAAAUUUUCAGUGCCGAAUGGCUGAGUGAUCGACAAGUUGUAUUUGGUACAAAGUGCAAUAAACUAAUGGUAUACAAUGCGAUGCACCGGAAGGUUGAACGUAUCCCGUCGCUGGCAAGACCAACGCUUGCGUCAGUCGGAAAUAACGUACGGAAGCGCCGGAAACUGGAACAGUUGACGGCUCUGGUAUCCGAGCCUCGUGACGUGAAGGGCGGGAUCCACGCAGUGCGUAUCAACAAAAGCCGCACUCUUCUCGUCACCGGUGGUCAGCAGUCCUGUGAUGUCGCGGUUUACGCGCUGCCCACCUUCGACCCCGUGUUUGUCGGCGCAGGUGCUCACGACGAUCUCAUUUUCGACAUUGCUUGGAUUGACGAGCAAGUGUUUGUGUCGGGUUCGAGGGAUUCCUCGCUGGCCAUGUGGAAAGUUAAUUCCAAGGAUUUGCGGCCCGCGGGGGGCGAAGAUAUGCCGCGCUGUGAACUCCGAGCUCCUAUUCUCAAAAGGAAGUGCAAGAUGGGCGAGAAGGUGCGGACGAUGGGAUUCAAUUCCAAGUACCCGGAGAUUGUGGCGAUUUCCAUGAACGCCUUUCUUCACAUUUUUGAUCCUUUCACGCUGAAACAGAAAUAUUCUCGUCGUUUACCACAUUUGGUCGAGAAUGUGUGCAUUGCUGUGGACGAAGUGAAAGAUCUUUAUGCAAUCGGGUCAAAAUCGCACACAACACUCAUCGAUGGUAGAACAUUAACUUCAACGGAUAAAAUCAGUUCCAGAAUGCACGGAUGGGGCAUUCGGUCGCUUUCCUUCCUGGGCGAUUUAUUAACCAUGGGAACAGGAAACGGUCAAAUAUCGUUCUACGACCUUCGGGCGAGGAAAUAUCUCGAAUCUUCUAUCCACACUGGCCGAUUCGUCACCUUGAAAACGUCGAGUGGCACCGUGUUAUCAAAUGAUCCGUCACCUGAGGCUUUGAAUGGAGUCGACCCUCAACCUGCCAUUUACACCCACUGUUAUGACUACAGUGGAACUCGGCUUUUCGCUGCAGGUGGACCCCUGCAGGUUGGAAGUCAAGGGAAUUACGCCAGUGUUUGGCAGUGAUGUGAAAUUUUUCAUACUCUUUGUCAUCGUUCUUUUUUCACAUUUGCUCAGAAAUUUUGCCUUUUCACAAUUUUUCUCUGGACUCAUCCUUGAGACACGCGUGAAUGUGAGUGGAUUUGGCAAGUGGAUCUGGUUUGCAUCGCUGUGGUUAUCACGUGAUUUCCUGGAUGCCUUUUGUCAUUUUUUUUUAGUUGUGAUCAAAAACUAUUUUUUUGUUAACUACGUUUUAUUCUGACUGCUAGGUUGCCGCCCGACGGAAUUACUUCCUAAUACAGUGCGUUUUGUUUUCAUGCAUUGAGUUUGAUGUGUUUCCUGUGGAACCACUUCCAUCGAAUUUGCCUAGAUGACCUGGCAAGGUGUGGAUUACUUAGUCAACAAAUUUUUUUUUAUUGUAGUGAGAAAAAUCUAAGAUGAAGUCCAGUGCAGAAAUUGGAAUGUUGCAAUCAAAUUGUUAUCACGCUAUGGAAUCAAAGAUUAUGUAUUGUUUGUUGUGGG
Notodromas monacha is the source of this 4015-nucleotide messenger RNA. NCBI's taxonomy places the organism in Eukaryota, Metazoa, Arthropoda, Ostracoda, Podocopida, Cyprididae. The record is from the annotation of a GenBank genome assembly.